ACGUACACGUCAGCAGGAAAUGUGACUACCCGCACCACAAAGAUCAGACAAGAUUCUCAGGGUGAAGUGCCAUUAUUCCAUGAGGAUGAAAGUGCAUCCGGUAAAUCAAAUAUCAAACACCCUCUCGCCUGCUUUUUUCAUCUCUUCUUUCGCACAAGUGGCAUCAUGAUUUAUCUCUUCUGUGAGUUACUAAGCCGAAGUUUCAUCGCCAACAUGGUCACUAUCAUUUUACUUUUGUCAUGUGACUUCUGGACGGUAAAGAAUGUGACAGGGCGGCUGCUGGUUGGUUUGAGAUGGUGGAAUCAGGUAAAUGAAGAUGGACGCAGUCACUGGAUGUUUGAAUCCAGAACGGAAAGCAGUAAAAACAUUGUCUCAAACUCGGAGUCACAGAUUUUUUGGUUUGGUCUGGUAGUGUGUCCGGUGUUUUGGGUUUUCUUCAUGUUUAGCACUCUUUUGGCCCUCAACAUAAAGUGGUUGGCGGUUGUCAUCAUGGGAGUUGUCCUGCAAUGGGCUAACCUGUAUGGGUAUGUGCGAUGCAAAGUCGGUGGUGGAACCAAACUGAAACAUGUGGCGACUAACUACUUUGGUCUUCAGCUCUUCAAAAGGGUACUAAAAAAACCAGAAGGAACCUAAUUUGACUCUGCCUAUGUCUAAUUUAUUGGCAAAGAAGCCUUUUCCUUUUCCCCUUUUUCUAAUGAUUAUUUUUGAUCAUUUUUUUAUUAUAAUUAUUCUUUGUUCUUUCUUUUCCAUUGACAAGCUUUUCUGUUUUUCUAGACUGGUAAACUUUUUGUUCCCUUAAUAUUCCUUUCUGUCAACAUUUGUGUAACAUUUUUAUAGAAAAGAUAAAAAACUGUUAAAAAUUAAGAUUAAAAAUGCAUUCAAAAUCUUGUAGUCUGUACUGUGAAAAAACAGUGCACACACAGUAUGUGCGUUCCUUCUGUUGGUCAACAGAUGUCUCAGUUGUUCUACUCAGAAAGUAAUGUGCCACUCUCGAAAAUCUGCAGUGAUGAAUAAAUGUAAAACAUUUUCCAUUCAAAAUCAAAUGCAAAAAUGAGUCACCAUUAGUAUUAGACUGUAUGAGUCAAAUGUAUUUGUUAUUAAUAUCACAACGACCUCACCAAUAAGAUACUUUUUGACAACUAGACAUUAGUUAACAUUUGAAACCAGAAAUGAUAUGUCAGCAUAUCAGUAUUUAGAGUAUAUCAAGUACUAUAGCACUGCUUAAUAAUAUUAUUGUUCAGCUACAAAAUAGAAAGACUGACACAUCCAGAUAAGUACAGUAUGCUGAUAACAGUUAAACAUUUCAAUUAGUCAGGGGAAAGUGUUAAAACCAUUUAAUAUCCCUGUUAGAAGUUUAAGGAUGCCAAAUCUGAAAUAGGAGAGAAAUCAGAAUUGUUUGUCAUCUGCUGAAUUUUGCUCUCAUAAAGUUAUCGUCACGUUUGAGCUUAUCUGACUUAUCUGAAUUUGCCCAUAUCUGAAUUUUAUACUUCACCGUUACAACAAUGGCACGGGCCGCACAGUAGCUUGCCAGAUUUGUGACGUACAUGCCAGUAUUGUACUUGUUUUGUAGUCCAUAUCUGGAGUUUGACCAAAUCAAUAAUGACAUCCGCCCACAAUAAAAUAUGACUUUCCACAUGACAACUUUUGUUAGAU
Messenger RNA from Myxocyprinus asiaticus (Chinese sucker), 1653 nucleotides. RefSeq lists its product as uncharacterized. The transcript has 7 exons. NCBI's taxonomy places the organism in Eukaryota, Metazoa, Chordata, Actinopteri, Cypriniformes, Catostomidae. Gene Ontology annotation, biological process: protein secretion; vesicle-mediated transport. The coding region runs from base 166 to 633 and encodes 155 amino acids. Gene Ontology annotation, cellular component: Golgi membrane. The record is from RefSeq and is a predicted model, not a curated record.